Molecule: messenger RNA, 5880 nt
Organism: Oryzias melastigma (Indian medaka)
Lineage: Eukaryota; Metazoa; Chordata; Actinopteri; Beloniformes; Adrianichthyidae
Gene: sema4ba
Product: sema domain, immunoglobulin domain (Ig), transmembrane domain (TM) and short cytoplasmic domain, (semaphorin) 4Ba
Exons: 15
Coding region: 564-3068 (834 amino acids)
Biological process (GO): negative regulation of axon extension involved in axon guidance; semaphorin-plexin signaling pathway; neural crest cell migration
Molecular function (GO): semaphorin receptor binding; chemorepellent activity
Source: RefSeq, a predicted model, not a curated record
GUAAAAGACCUCCCCACUCCUCUCGCAGCUCAUAUGACCCUCCCUCUGUGCGAUGGGUGGAGCGUUGGGUGGCCUCAGGCAGGCUGUAGUAGCUCACUGUGUCACAGGCAGGCAGUGUGGACCUGUGGACGCAUGAGCUGUCAUCUGCUGAGCUCCGGCUCUUCUUUAUCUGUGGAUUUUGUCUUAGAGGAGGAGCUGGCUUGUUUCGUUUUUUUCCGUGUCACCUGUAGGAAAGCUGGGUUUGAUCUGAAGUGGGUUUCGACUUCCCUCCUGGCUCCCACAGAGCGCUCAAACCUGUCUUUGUUGCAUGUUCAUGGAGGCUGAUUGGAGGAGGCUCUGUCUUGCUCUGAGGCCACACGUUGUCAUCUCAAACCACAAUCAUUGAUUUGAAGGAGUGUCCCAACUUCACAACUCCUCCAUCCAAGGCGCCUGGAGCUGACGAGAGAGACACUGAAGGAAUAUAAGCUCGGGCUACAUAAAAAAAGAAAAAAACUUCAUGAAUUUUUCUAAAUCCUGAAAGGAAAAUACUGCAAGUUGACUGGUGGACCCGAGGAGGCCUGCGGAUGAUGAGUAUGGCUCGGCUCUGUCUCCCAGUCUACACUGCUCUCCUUGUUGGCUGCUUUCAUUCAGCUGUCACAGACAAUGAUGUCACUCCACGGCUCAGCUUCCCCUACAAUGCAAAGGAGAGGACAACUAAAAGCUUUUCUGCCAGCGGAGUCCUCAACUUCACAUCCGUUCUGCUCAGUAGUGAAGACAACAUGCUGUAUAUCGGCGCCCGAGAGAUUCUGUUCGCCCUCAACCUCUCUGAUAUUACUGAAAGCAAACUACAAAAGAAUCUCACGUGGAAAGCUCCGGAUCAAAAACGAGAUGAAUGUAGUUUCAAAGGCAAAGACCUGAAGACGGACUGCUUCAACUACAUCAAGAUUCUGCUCCAUGUGAACAGCACCCACCUGUAUGCAUGUGGGACCUAUGCUUUCAGCCCGAUCUGUGCUUACAUAAGUACUGCCAACUUCUCCUUUGUCAAGACUGAUACCGGUGAGAUUGUUACAGAGGAUGGACGAAGCCGCUGCCCAUUCAACCCUGAAUACAAGUCUACAGCAAUCAUGGCUGAUGGAGAGUUGUAUGCCGGCACCGUCAGUAAUUUCCAAGGAAAUGAGCCCAUCAUCUACAAAAGUCUGAGCCAAGGAGCUUCUCUAAAAACAGAAAACUCUCUCAACUGGCUUCAAGAUCCAGCCUUUGUUGGCUCUGCCUACAUACAGGAGAGCCUGCCUAAAGGCAACCUGGUGGGCGAUGACGAUAAGAUUUACUUCUUCUUCAGCGAGGCGGGAAAGGAGUUUGAUUUCUUUGACAACACCAUUGUGUCACGCAUUGCUCGUGUGUGUAAGGGUGACAUUGGAGGCGAGAGAGUGUUGCAGAAGAAGUGGACCACCUUCUUAAAGGCUCAGCUUCUGUGCUCCCUUCCUGAUGACGGCUUCCCCUUCAACAUAAUCCAAGAUAUGUUCGUGCUCACGUCCAGCCCCGAGGACUGGAAGAACACUGUGUUUUAUGGCGUUUUUACAUCUCAGUGGUACAAAGGUGCAUCUGGAAGUUCUGCAGUUUGUUCCUUCACGAUGGAUCAGGUGGAAGCAGCCUUCAACGGGCGAUACAGGGAGGUCAACAGAGAGACUCAGCAGUGGUACACCUACAAUCAUCCAGUCCCAGAGCCUCGGCCGGGGGCGUGCAUCACAAAUGAAUCCAGAGAGCAAGGCAUCUUCUCCUCGCUGCACGUCCCAGAUAAAGUCCUGAAUUUUGUCAAAGACCACUUCCUGAUGGACAGCAUGAUCCGCAGCCAGCCUCUCUUGCUCAAACGCAACGUGCGCUACACACAGAUCGCCGUCCACCGAGUCCAAGUGGCUGAAAAGGUGCACCAUGUCCUCUUCAUUGGGACAGAUGACGGCAGGCUUCAUAAAGCCAUAAAUGUGAAGAACAAGAUGCACAUCAUUGAGGAGAUGGUGGUCUUUCGGGAUGCUCAACCAGUGCAGCACAUUGAGCUGGAUGCGAUCAGGGGCCACCUUUAUGUCUCGUCUCUCUCUGAGCUGGUGGAGGUCCCGGUGGCUAACUGCACUAAUUACCAGAGCUGUGGGGAGUGCGUCCUCUCCAGGGAUCCCUACUGCACCUGGAAUGGGAGGCAGUGCACAGAUAUCAGACAAGCUCCUGCAAGCAACUCGGGACUGCAGGAUGUCGAGGAAGCCGACACGUCAGCUAUUUGCAACAAGACAGUUCCAAGCCCACGAGCUGCUAAACCUCCGCCUACACGUACCUCAGCGUGCCAGGUGAUCAUUAUCCCAGCAAACACGUUCAAAGUACUGCCUUGCAAGCUCCGCUCCAAUUUGGCUGAGAGGAAGUGGGAGUUCAGCGACCGAGCGGGUCACUUCCAUUACCCCAGCCCCGAGGGGGGGCUGGUGGUGGUGGCUCAAGCCGACAAGCAGGAAACGUACGAGUGCUGGUCGGUGGAGGAAGGGUUCAGGCAGCUGCUGGCGAAUUACUGCGUUAGGGGCGAAGCCCGGCAGGAAAGCACCACUCUGACGGGCCGCUCCCGAAUCCCAGUCGUCCUAGAGAGGGAAGACAUCAACCUGCCGGGGGAGAGCCGCUCACCAAAGAUCAACUCCAAGACCUACUGGAAUGAGCUGAUCGUGGUGUGUGCCCUCCUGGUGUUUUCCCUGCUGGUCUUCUUCCUGUUUGUGGUGUACAGGAACCUGGACCACAUGAAGUCCAUGCUCAAAGAAGGGGAGUGCCCCAGCAUGCAGCAAAAGAAGCCCAAAAUAGUGGUGAAAACAGCCGAGAACUUGCCGCUCAACGGCAGCACAGUCCCGACCUCUGCUUCCGAUCACAAAGGAUACCAGACUCUAAACGACAACUACAUCUGCAGCACUCCACCACACGAGUGCUCGUCGCCAGACAACAGCAAGAGCUUUACAGAACCCGAGAAGAGGCCUCUGAACUUAAGAGAGAGCCACGUGGAGAUUUCCGCCGCAUGCCCGCGGCCACGAGUCCGACUCGGCUCUGAGAUUAAAGACUCCAUAGUGUGAGUGUGAAAGAACUCGUGAAAAAGGAGUGCACUCGUUUGGAAGGACAAACCCCUUACAGGAGGAACAGGAGCACUCCCUUAGACAAACAUUUCAUCCCACAACUUUUGCACUUUGACUUCUUUCGUUCGAUUCCUGUGGUCCAAUGUGCUUGUCUUUUUGGUUUUUGCCCCUCGAUUCAAGUGCAUUUUGAAGCACACUGAAGAAGCUCCAGUUUGCCUUUGGACUUCUUCCACACAGCUCACGGGAAUGUAACCUGACGGUUUAGAGACUGAAUUAAAGAGCACUGCCAUUGAUUUCCGUCCAUGUAAUAUAGAAGAAGUAAUGCUCCGAAAGGCAGAGUUUUUAUUCCACGUGUUGCCACUAACACUCACACGGUGUCUAAUAUUUUUGUUUUUUUAUUAUUAUUUCUGUUACAUGGUGAGAAUCCACUCUUGGCUAAAGCUAUGCACUAUGUACUGUAGCAAGAAAAAACAUGAAAUAGUCCCAAACAUUCAAGAAACACACUGUUUCCUAGAUAUUGUCUGUGCUUUCAUGCAGGUCUGCUUAUUAUUAAUGUGCAAAAAAAAAAACAAGUUCAAAAUAUGUCAGAUUUAGAAUUUAGACCAUAUUUUGUUCUUUUGAAAAAUACAAAUCAAACAAACUAUUCCAGAAUAUCUAAUCAGUUUAAUCUAAAAAUUUGAAAAUACAUUUUGAUAUGUUGUCAUUGUUACACCGUAAAAAGACUAAAAGCUCAUUCCAGGUAGUCACGAGAUAGUCGGUCUAUGCAAGCACAUAAUGUGAAGUGAGGUCCACAUCGAGAAAAAGCCUCACCUUUAGACUGAAUAAGCACAAAGAUAAAGGCACUGUCUAGAAAAAUGACCUAUUUAUUAUUCCAGCUGCAGGUAUGGGACAAUAUUUUUUUUUUUUAGUUUGCCAGUUUUUAAGUUUUAUUGAAGCUGAAACUUUGAGAGACUAACACAACACAAGAAAAAUGACUUUUAUCAACAUGAAAACACCUUUAAAAGGUUUAUUUUCUUAUUUUGACCAUACUUUUAAGCUACAAACAGUAAUUAUUCACAAUCAAUUUAUUGGAAUUGUACCUCUGAGACAGGGAUGGGCAAACUUGGUGACACAUGGGCCACAAAGGGUUCUAAAAUUUGACAGAAGGGCCACAAAAAAACUGAUUUGUGGAGCAUUUUCGGUAAUCCAUCUCAUCAUAGAAACAACAUGGAAUCUGGACAAAAACAUGUUUUAACUUUGAUUGAAAAUUGAUAUUGGAAACAACAUUUUGGAAUUUCUUUUCAAAAAUUGUGUUUUUUGUUCUCAUUUUAGUGCCAAUUAUAAACUUAAAGAAAUGCUGCAUUCAUGUGGUGUUGGAAUGAUCGGGAAAAUGACCGUCUGACUUGGAAAACACUCACAAACAUCAGAAAAACAAUAAAUGUAUGCACCAUAUGUAUGCAGAAUGACUUUCUACACCUAAACUAAGGUCAGUGUGUUGUAUUCCACAAUAUAUGAGAAGGUGCAGGAAUUAACGGGAAAAUAAAACAUUAUUUAUUCCAGUUUGGUGGGUCGCAUGUGGCCGUAGUUUGCCCACCCCUGCUGUAAGGACAUGUUUUCUUAAAAAAAAAAAAGUUAUACUAAAAAAGACAUCUUAGAUCUCCAUUAAAAAAAUCAAUAUAUGGGCUAACUUUUCACAAUAAAAAUUCUAGUGAGUGUCGUUAGGGAAAAUAAGCUUCUUAAAGGCCAAAGCAAUAACCUUCAUCGUUCACCGAUUAUCAUAAACUGUGCGUUUAUUUCCCUUAAAAUAAUUAAAAAUAGAAUAAACCAAUGACCUGCCAAAUUUUUACAACUUUCACAACUAUUAUUUAUUUUAUUUUUUUACAUAUGAGAAAAUGUUGAGUAUUAUGACACAAAAUUGGGAUUAUGCGAAAGCAUGAAGACAAACAAAAGGCACGGAGGUUGGUGCAGAGCGUGAGGGAUUUGCACAGUUUUUCAAGCCUUAGUGAGGGGCAGGAGUCGUUCUGACCACUGAUCUGCCCAGGUGGGAACAGAUAAUGCCUUCUGAAAAAAAAGAAUCAGGUGACGUGCCUACUGAGAUCGUAAGCUAACCAGGUUUUCGUCCUGCUAAAUCAGAUGCCAGUUCUGACCAUGCUUGAAACCAGUGAAAAAAGUGAUUACACGCAAGUAUUGUCAGUGUUGUUCACCAGUUUUAAUUUCAGUAUUGGAUUGCUUUCACAACCAGGGAUUAAAAUGUAUUCCUUCAACUGGAGACCACAAAUAAACCACUUCUUAAAAAAAGAAAAAAACACUGUAGGAUUAGUAUUACAUCACAUUUCCUGUAAAUGACACAGCAAAAACCGAGUUAAAAACUCAUCAAAUGUAUAAUCAUGCAGUUUGAAAUAUUGUUCUAUGACUGUUAUCAAUAACCGACACAAACGGCAGCUUUUGGUGAAGUGGCUCUCAUCACAAUAAUCUUCAGUUUGCAGAACUAAUGAAGUUCAGUGGUGUGUUAGUCAAAUACGUGCAGGUACUUUGAAUAAAAUAACUAUCUACGCCACGGUGAAAGUAUUGUCUUUUGCUCUCUCUUGAUGAACCACUACAGUCAGGCCUUCUAUUAGUGACCAUACCAAGACGCUCUGGGGAGUUUAUUGUACAGCAAGUGAGCAAGUUUUAUGUACAUUUGUUUGUAAAUUCAGCUGCCAAUGUAAAAAGAUAUUGUGAAUUGUAUUUUUUGUACCAUACAUCACUGUUUUCUUUUGUAUUGUAUAUACAUAUAUAAAUAUAUAAAAAAACACUUUAUUUUAAUUUUUCAAAUAAAGAUAAAAUUGACAAA